CCUUCAACCACCUCUCUUCCCCUUCCCUCAUCCAGAAGGUCUCCUCCCCUUCCCCUUCUCUCUCUUUCCUUUGCUCAAGUAAAGAUGCCUAUCGUGCCACCGUUCAUGCUUCUGAGCACUUCCUGUGCACCAUUACAUUGACGUGCCGUCCCUAAGAGGCAAUAAAAGAGGGUACCAUUGUGGCCAUCCACCCCUACAAAAGGGGGUGGGGUUCGUGUAUGCAUGCCGGGAACAGAAGCCGGCUCGUGGCAGUUCCUCGGUUGAGAUCGAUCCCCAGCCAUGGGAUAUCCGACGACGAUCGGGAAGUAUCAUCUGAAGCGCACCAUCGGCGAGGGGACCUUCGCAAAGGUCAAGCUGGGCGUCGACAGGGAGACCAACGCCAACGUCGCCGUUAAGAUCAUCGACAAGGCGAUGGUGGUGCAGAACAAGCUUAUGUAUCAGGUGAAGAGAGAGAUCAGCGCGAUGAAGCUUCUGAAUCACCCCAACAUAGUUAAGAUAUAUGAGGUGAUCGCGACGAAGACCAAGAUUUAUCUGGUGAUGGAGUACGUCGCAGGAGGCCAACUCUCCGACAAGCUGGAGUAUCUCAAGAAGUUGGAUGAGAGAGAGGCCAGGAAGUACUUCCAGCAGUUGAUCGAUGCUGUGGAUUACUGCCAUAGCAGAGGAGUCUACCACAGAGAUCUCAAGCCAGAGAACUUGCUGUUGGAUAGCAAGGGGAAUUUAAAGGUAUCAGAUUUCGGGCUCAGUGUGCUGAGAAAGCCUGGAGACUUACUAUCAACUGCCUGUGGGUCACCAAGCUAUGUGGCUCCUGAGGUGAUCAUCCACAAGAGCUACGACGGCGCCGCCGCUGACUUGUGGUCUUGUGGUGUCAUCAUCUUUGAACUACUCGCCGGCCAUUUGCCCUUUGAAGAUCGCAGCCUCAUGAACUUGUACAGAAAGAUAUCCAGAGCAGAAUACACAUGUCCAGAUUGGUUCAGCGAUUCUCAGAAGCAGCUCAUUUCCAGAAUAUUAGAUCCAUCACCGUUAAAGCGGGCUACGCUAUCAGAGAUCAUUGGGCACGAGUGGUUUCGGUUGGAUUGCAGACCUUGUUUGGGACAUGACAACGAUGAGAACGAUUCACUUCACAGCUCGGGUGUAGGAAAUCGAUAUGAUCUCAUGGUUUUACUUCUUCUUCUUUCAUGUAUGAAGGCUUUGCCAACUCACUCGAGCCUGAACUUGCUGCAGGAGGCAACUCAGGAGGUCGCAGGAAAGCCUUGGAGAUGCAUCAACGCCUUCCGACUCAUAGCCAUGUCCAACGAUCUCGAUCUGUCUGGUCUUUUCCAGGAGCAGAAAACAAAGCUUGGAUCAGAGCACCCUAUCGACGAAACGUUCGCGAAAAUUGAGGUCGCCGCCAAGGAUGUCAAGCUCUCUGUCAAAAGGAUAAACAGCUCCAGGGUGAGACUUCAUGACAGCAGAAGAAUAACAAGAAGCAGAUCACACUGCACCUUAUCAGCAGAGGUGGUGGAGGUAACACCCAACCAUUGUGUUGUCGAGGUAUCCAAAUCUGCAGGGGAUUUAGGAACAUACAAGGAGUUCUGCCAAAGCCUGUCAAGUUUGCUCAAGGACAACUCUGGUAGUUCAUCACAAGAAGAGACAUUGGGAGAUGGUGGAGAUGAUGACAGUGAUCUUACACUACCUGAUGUAACAACAAAAGUGGUGCAAAGCUUCAGUGGCAUUUCUCUAGUCCCCGGAAGCUGAUCAAAGAAAUAUGCUACUUACAGGGUGAAGUGAAGAGAACAAAGACGGAAGAAGAGCUAUCUCAUAAUUUCCAUGGUAGCCCUUCCUUCUUCUUGUGGACAACAGUGGCCUUUCAAGAGGUCAAUCAUAUAUAUAUUUUUUGGCAUCCUACAGUAGUCAUGUAAUGCUGGUGUAAUAAGUCAAUACAUGUAAUUGUUAUUGUAGAUGUGCACUGUGACAAUUCAUAAAGUAAUACUAGAUUUGUGAGGAGCUGGAAUUAUAUCUUA
This is a messenger RNA of Musa acuminata AAA Group (dessert banana), 2000 nucleotides long. Its product is annotated as CBL-interacting serine/threonine-protein kinase 21-like. The record is from RefSeq and is a predicted model, not a curated record. Bases 280 to 1734 code for a protein of 484 amino acids. Gene Ontology annotation, molecular function: ATP binding; protein serine/threonine kinase activity. Gene Ontology annotation, biological process: protein phosphorylation; signal transduction. Lineage: Eukaryota; Viridiplantae; Streptophyta; Magnoliopsida; Zingiberales; Musaceae. The transcript is spliced from 14 exons.